CCAGGCCACGGGGUCGGGGAGCCUGCCGCUGCCCUCAAGUCACCUGGGCUCCCAGCAGCUGCUGCCAGCAUGGCUGACGCCCCUGCCAACCCUGGAGACGCAGACCUUGAGCAGAGGAUUUUGGAGGUGCUGAGGGACUCUGGCUCCCCUGUGAAGACUGCCCAGCUGGUACAGAAAUGCCAAGUGCCCAAGAAGAAACUCAACCAGGUCCUCCACAAGAUGAAGAAGGAGUCAAAGGGAGUCCUGCUCGUAGGCCCCGCGACGUGGUGCUUGGCCGAUGGUGGGACCAAAGAAGUGGUUCCCGCAGAGCUGGAGAGGCCCCAGAAAGAUGCAGUUGCAACUCCCCGGAAGCCCGGCCCUGAGCUCAGUCAGCGACAGGAAGAGAUCUUCCGGUUUCUGGAAGCCCAUGGGCCCCAUAGAGCCCUGAUCAUUGCCCAGGCCCUGGGAAUGAAGACAGCGAAGGAAGUCAACCCAGACUUGUACGCGAUGAGGAACAAGCACCUCCUGGACUUAGACGAGAAAUCAAACUCUUGGGCUGUUUAUCGACCAGAAGGUUCUAGGAAUCCGUCCACCCCAGUUAUUUACCAGCAAAAUCCAAUCAACAUGAUCAGUCAGAAUGGACCAAACAGCCACAUUUCCAUUGAGAACUCCAAAGGCAUCCAGAUUGGACACAGGAAUGUCAUGGUGAGACAAAUGGCCUCUGGGGAAAAUGGUUCCAUGGCUCCCCUCUACCUCCCUCCAGUGGCACCCACUGAUCCCUCAACUCGGGGUCCCCUGGCUGGAUCCUGGGGGCCCCAGGACAUCCGGAUGGAGAAGUCUGUGCUCAGACAUGUACAGAUGGGGCAAGGCAACGAGAUGAGUCUUCACGGCAACACAGCCAAGGGCCCUGCCCACAGCGCCCGUGGCAGCCCCCCAGGCCCGGAAGCUUCCAUCGAAAUUCAAAUCCCCGAACCAGGACCUCACUCCGAAGGGCGCAUGGCCCAGAGAGUCCACAUUCGCUCGUGCUUCCUGGAGGACACCACCGCAGGCAACAACAACAAGAUGACUGUCCAGCCAGGGGCGGCUGAUCCCAGAGGAGUCGCAAGGGCUGGCGAGCCAGGAGGGAGCGCAGACCCUCCCUCCGGAGCUGCACGAUCCAGAAGCGAGGUCCCUGCCGGCAGCAGCCAGGCUGCCCCCGUCAGCGCUGAGACGCUCACCUCAGAAGACCUAGCGGCUCUGACGCUCAAAAA
Physeter macrocephalus (sperm whale) is the source of this 1229-nucleotide messenger RNA. RefSeq names its product Z-DNA binding protein 1 (gene ZBP1). Lineage: Eukaryota; Metazoa; Chordata; Mammalia; Artiodactyla; Physeteridae. The annotation marks the transcript as partial. The record is from RefSeq and is a predicted model, not a curated record. Gene Ontology annotation, molecular function: double-stranded RNA adenosine deaminase activity; DNA binding; RNA binding. The transcript has 8 exons. Gene Ontology annotation, biological process: positive regulation of type I interferon-mediated signaling pathway. Gene Ontology annotation, cellular component: nucleus.